Penicillium griseofulvum is the source of this 450-nucleotide messenger RNA. RefSeq lists its product as uncharacterized. Bases 1 to 450 code for a protein of 149 amino acids. The transcript is spliced from 2 exons. The record is from RefSeq and is a predicted model, not a curated record. Lineage: Eukaryota; Fungi; Ascomycota; Eurotiomycetes; Eurotiales; Aspergillaceae.
AUGAAGACUCAGUCAAUUUCCGCCCUCGUCCUGGCGACUGCUACCUUUACCCUCGCUGCACCCAGCCCUAUGAUACCCGUCCUAGAGCCAUUGCAGCUUACAGGGCUCAACGCAGGCAUCUAUAGCACAAGCCCCCCAACAACCUGUCUGCUCUCUUUUGCUGUCAAAGACCCAAAUACAAACAUAGAAACCACAUGCUCUGGUUAUUGGUCAAUUGGCAUGGCUGGAAAUAAGACUUAUGACUGCUCCAACAAGUCCUAUCAGCUUCAUCUCCCAAAUGGAAUCUACGACAUUGAAAAGUUCGAUUUGGGUGUCUCCCGCGCAGAUGGCUCUCACUCUGGGCGAUCAGUUGUCACUGGUGACUCGUGGAAAUGUGAGAAGCAGGAGUAUCCUAAGGCUCAGUGCAAGUGGGAUGGUAUCUUCAGUCUCGAUCUGACUCCAUCUACUUGA